Myotis daubentonii (Daubenton's bat) is the source of this 1033-nucleotide messenger RNA. RefSeq names its product membrane cofactor protein-like. Bases 98 to 1033 code for a protein of 311 amino acids. The record is from RefSeq and is a predicted model, not a curated record. Lineage: Eukaryota; Metazoa; Chordata; Mammalia; Chiroptera; Vespertilionidae. The transcript is spliced from 10 exons.
CACCUGCGGUUGCUGGCACUUUGUGAGUCUAGCGAUUGUUGCGUCUGGUGCCCGCGGUCGGGAAGGUCUCUGUGGUAAACCACCAGUGUUCCAAUCUAUGAAGUUAAAGGUUCCCCCUCAACCUGCAUAUUUACCUGGGGAGAGAGUAUAUUAUCAAUGUAAUCCAGGAUAUUAUUAUUCCUAUUUUUAUGGCCUCAGCACCUAUUGUGAGAAAAAUAACUCCUGGUACCCUAUUGAUGAAGCUUGUUACAAAAAACAAUGUCCAACUCCCAAGGUUCCUAACGGUGAAGUCUAUGAGCAGUAUGAACCACAAACGGGCUUUCAGUUUGAUAAAGACGCUUACUUUUAUUGCAACUAUGGUUAUUAUUUAAAAGGUGAACCAAUUGUAACUUGUAAACUUUCUGGAGACACAGUGUAUUGGGGCGGUGAUAUCCCAACAUGUGAAAAGAUUUUCUGUGGAGAACCUGGAAUAAUAGAAAAUGGAAAACGCACAAAUAGCUGGAGGGUUGAAUUUGAAUUUAAUGAAGUAGUGACUUAUACUUGUGACCCUUCAGAUGGACCUCAGGAGUAUUCACUUGUUGGAGAGAGCAAACUUUCUUGUUCUGGGCCUGGCGAAUGGAGUAGUGGCCCUCCUCAAUGUAAAGUGGUACAGUGUGAACCGCCAGUACUCAAAUAUGGAAAACCAUUGUCAGAAAUGAAAGAAAAAUUUUUCUACAAAGAUGAGGUUGCAUUUGAAUGCCUGAAGGGUUUCUACCUUAAUGGCAGCAACCCAGUGUUCUGUGGUGGAAACAGUACUUGGGAGCCUGAGAUGCCCACAUGUAUUAAAGGUUUCAAGCCUACUCAUCCAACCAAACCUCCACUUUCAAGAUAUCCAGGAUAUCCCAAGCCUCUUGAAUCACCACCAAUUGAAGAGAUUUUCGAAAUAGAUCCAGGAAUCAUUGCUCUAAUUAUUCUCACUAUACUUGUUGGCAUUGCAGUAAUUUGCACCUGUGUGUACAAAUGUCUUCAAAGAGGAACAAAAGGGGUAAAUUAA